Molecule: messenger RNA, 1315 nt
Organism: Gadus morhua (Atlantic cod)
Lineage: Eukaryota; Metazoa; Chordata; Actinopteri; Gadiformes; Gadidae
Product: UPF0676 protein C1494.01-like
Exons: 7
Source: RefSeq, a predicted model, not a curated record
CCUUCACCUAAAAGGACUCAGGAGCUAGAUCAGCAGUUGGAUCCUAACCCUCAAUCGAAUAGCUUGCAGAAACUCGACAAAUCCAAAAUGAACAUACCAGUUAUCGAUUUUAGUCUGUACAACCUGGGAGAAAAUAGUGUUUUAGACGAGCACCUUGUCGACUUGGGCAGGCAAUUAAAAUCCUCAUUUACAGAAAUUGGUUUUGUUUAUCUGAAGAACACUGGGAUUACACCAGAAGAGGUUGAACAAGUUAUGGACAUCUCCAAGACGUUUUUUCUCCAACCAGUGGAGUUGAAGUUUCCUUUCCGCAGCAAGACUUUUUCUAAUUGUCGUUACCAUGGCUGGAUCUCUUCAGAGACUGAAAGCUUGAAUCCAGAUCGUCCGGGAGAUUUAAAAGAAGCAUUCAACGUGGAGACUUUCUGUAAUGAUAUACAUUGGCCCUCGCCUGCGUUCGAGGACCGACAGCUCUCUUUCUACCAGCGGUGUCGGUAGCUGUCUCUGCGUGUGCUGAGGGUGAUGGCCAUCGGUCUGGGUCUGGAGCCAGAGGUUUUCCUCCAUGCUCACCGCCACAUAGGAGGUGAGAAGAACAGGACCACCCUGCGCUCUCUAUAUUACCCACCAGUCAACAGUGAGCUGGUGAAGGAGGGCCAGCUACGCUGUGGGGAACACUCAGAUUACGGCAGCAUCACCCUGGUAUUCCAAGGCCAAAUUGGAGGCCUGCAGGUUCUGAGUCCUUCAGGUGAGUACAUCCCAGCACCCUGCAUACCAGGAACGGUCCUGAUCAAUAUCGCUGAUUUGAUGCAGCGUUGGACCAGCGACCACUUCAUCUCGGCUAUCCACCGGGUUCUGCUUCCCCCUGCCGGUGACUCCAAUACUCGUCAAUCUCUGGCUUUCUUUGUAGCGCCAGACGACGACUACCUCAUCACCUGCUGCGACGGCUCGACCAAGUAUCCCGCUGUUACGGCAGGGGACUAUUUAAACUAUCGCAUAAAUGAUCUUCUUGGGAAGAAGUGAACAUUUUCCAUUGUUGCCAAUUUAUACACGUUUGUUGCAUCACUGUCACAUUUAAUUUAAUUCCAACAGUUAAUGAAACAAAGUAUUGAUUUGUAUUUGUAUUCUUAUUUUUUGCGUAAUCGUUAGUGUAUUGCAUGAAACCCCGUGUAAAUAAUGCCACUAUAAUGUUAAAACAUUUGCCUUCGAAAUUGAACAUGUUUUCCUUGUGUUGCGAACUAAAUAUAUUGAAAGGGAAAGCUUCCUAACCUCAUUAAACUGUAAAGAAUAAUACUUUAAUAAACUGCAAUGAGAAUGAAUUAUA